GCGCCAGUCUGCCCCAGUGCCCUGAGAGCGUGCCCCUGCCCUCCCCCAGCCUGCUCUGGCCAGCUCUGCUUGGGCUUCCCAGCAAGUGGGGCAAGGCGUGCCCCCCCCUUAUCCCUGCUGCCAGCACUGCUGGAGUGGCACAGGGUAAACAAGCAGGGACACAGGGACACACAGCUCUGUGCCUGACUCUGCUGCUUCGGCUCUUCAGCACUGCAAGCAACAAGUAACCACUUCUGGUCUCCUGGGAGAGAAAUGUUCAGCUCCUGCCUCCCUCUGAAAACACUCUUUGUUCUGAGUUUAGCAGUGCUUCAUGCAGAUUUUACUGAAGCCGGACCUUUUGCUGGUCUAAGUGACUGCAAAAGUGCAACCAUAGAUGAUGUGAAUGAGAGUCUCAAGAAAUAUUCAGAAUGCUUGCCUGGAAUGAUUGCCAAUGGUGAAAAAGCUUCAAUCAAUUCCCUGGUGUGGACACUGAAAGAAACCCUUGAUCUGCUGCGCCCCGUUCAAGAGCAAUCUUGCAAGCAGCUACUUUCCUGCCCACGCCCAGUGGCCCCCAAAAACGGGGGGCUGGUGUGUGUGACCAUUGACAACGCUCAGUACUGCAAACCCAUGUGCAACGAGGGUUUUGACUUCCAGUUCCUCAGAAGCAGCAGGCUGUACGAAGUGUGUGGCAAUGCCACUGGCUUUUCCUGGACCACGCAGCUUGUCGGGGGAAAGGCACUGGCUGUCUGCAACCCCUCUGAGAUGGCCAUCAGUGGAGCUAACUCUGCCUAUUUCCCCAGCAACAGCAGCUGUGUGCACACCCUUGCCUCCCCUGAGGGGCAGGCAGGGCAGGUGAACACCUUCCUGCGAGAGCUCGCAGAGCGCGGCAUCGACAGCUCCGGCCGGGACGCGGGGGCCGACUGUGUCAUCUGUGGGUACUAACACCACACAGCCCGGGCACAGCAGAGCAGAGCACUGAAAUCAUGGCUAACACGUGCAAACACACAGCUUUUAUUUAGUUAAAGCCCUGGAGAUCACAGUCACGACCUCAGCUUUGGGGUAUGGACAUACAGGUUAAAUCUAAUCCCACAGUGCACGGCAGAAGAGUUUCAAAAGAAAGUCACUUUUAAAGACAGUUUCAAAUUUAAGCCACUUUUAUGGCUCAAAUUUGUCUAGCUGGAAUUAAAUAAGAGCUACAGUUUUUUAAUGGAUGCCUUCCCAUUGGCUUAACUUCUUCAGGAUCUCUGAAGAUAGUGAUAACCCUGAUCGUUAUCAGCAAUUGUCCUGUGUCAGGGGUCACCUUCACUGAGAAAGGGCCUUACUUCUACUCACUUUUGUUAGUCACUAUUACUGCUCUGGUCACCAUUAAAGCUGUGUAAGUGACAACAGUUCCUGGCUGUAGGAGUAUAAUACUUUAUCCACUUGCUUGGCUGGGGCUUAGAACAGCAGCAGAAAACCUGUCCAUUGUCCACCUGGCACUAAGUGAAAGUGAAGACCAAAGGCAACUUAGCACUGGUGAUCCAGCUUAUUUGUGGAGCUGCAGCUACGAAACAAUGUGCAUGUGAAUUAUUAUGAAAUAUAAACAAGAAUUUUAGUUACUGCUC
Molecule: messenger RNA, 1583 nt
Organism: Prinia subflava (tawny-flanked prinia)
Lineage: Eukaryota; Metazoa; Chordata; Aves; Passeriformes; Cisticolidae
Exons: 6
Coding region: 253-921 (222 amino acids)
Source: RefSeq, a predicted model, not a curated record